CCCGUUCCCGGCGGGGCUGGCUGCGGAGCGGGGAUCGGGUUCUGCCUCCGGACGGCCGCCGGCCCUGGGACACGCAGGUGAGCCGCAGCGACCGGCCAGCGGCUCCGCUCCGCGCUCCGGCGCCUCCUGCCCCCGGCACAGCGCAUCCAUCCUUUCCCCCGCAGGCUCCUCCCGGAGAAAGACGGAUUCCCGUCGAGUCGCUGCCAUGGCCUCCGUCCCGUCCGCCGGCUGCCUCCUGGCCAAGAACCAGUACUACAGGACAAGACUGAACUCAGAAUCCAGCGUUUCUUCCAGCUCCUCCUGCUGUUUGGAUGCUGUGAACAUCACAGACCAGGACAAAGCAUUGCAUGGGUUACCAGAGUUAAUUGAUAAACAUUGGUGGAUAAAAAGCUUCUUCCAUAGUGAACCCUCUCCACCAGCUGUUGGCAGAAAAACACUCUCAGCAAGCAGUACCAACAGUUGAAAAGGACAGCAUGAUGGCUUUUCUGACUGAGAUGCUACGUACGGACUUGUUUUUCCAAGAGGCUUGGGAUCUUCCUAAUGUCUGGGUUCAGCUGCAAGAAGAAAACAAAACCUUUAGGAGAGUGGAAAAGUAUAUUUUCAAAAUAUUUUUUCAGUAGCUAAAAUGAUAUUGCUUAAUGGACAUAUCCAUGGCCUCUUCUGUUCUUUCCAGAUUUGCCAUAAUUUGUGAUGUCUCUCUAAAGAAAGUUUCCAGGAAUAAACAUCCUGAUGACUUGAAUAAUUAGAGAAAAGUGACAGAAAAAAUAAGACAUCAUAGAUUUAGGAGGAAGAUGUCUAUUGAAUGACUUUGAAAUAGGUGAUUCAGUUAAGUUGCCUUUAAGAUACCAGCUCUAUAGGCAGCACACUGAUGUAAACAAGAUUCAGAUCUGUAAUCCAGAGUAGGACUGUUGCCCGAUCUGAAGAGAACACAAAACAACCGGAGUUGCUUUAUGAGGUGCUUUAUUAGGGCCCGGGAGCCUGAGGACUUUCGUCCAAAGUCAGAGCCCCAUUUUGCCACAGAAUCUGCAGGGUUUAUAUACCUUUCUUAAAAUGAUUGCUUCAUUUAAUCUAUAUGCAUCGCUAAGCAUCUUUAACAAAUGUCAUGAUGCACCCAGCAAAUCCCUGCAUGCCUUUAGAGAUAGCAUACAGAGAUUUAUUAGGUACACCAUGACACCCGUUACUUAGCCAGAAGGUGCAUUCCAUAGAUAAGGUUUGGUACAUUCCCUAGAUAACACAUCCUCUCGAUCUACCAUGCACUAAAGUUCACUUAAAGUUUACCGGGCCUACUGCGGCCUUAGCAUAACUACUGCUACUCAUGCUAACUAUUAUAUUGCUUCAUUAAUCUAGACAUCUAUCUAUUAACUGGAAUAUGAUUUUCAAUAAUUUUCGAACUUCUGCAACAAGUCCCCCCUUUUGAGCAUUCUUCAGAUCUUCUGCAAGGAUGCUCAACCUUCAGCUUCAGUUCUUCUAGGAAGGGCCACCUCUUCGUAUUUAGGCUGGGGAAUUCCCAAUCCAUAGUUUCUUCCUAUUUCUUUUACCAAUCUUCGGGUUCGUCUUGUUUCUUUGGUUAUUAUUCCUAAAACACAUCUCUAUGCUAUCCAAGCAACUAUUAGUACAAUUACAAACAACAGUACAUAUUGCAACAUUGACGAUAUCCAACCAGAAACCUGAAGCCCCAUUGAGUCUAACAAGGCUCCUAUCCAAUUGUGCUGGGCCUCUUUUUCGAUUUCUUUUGUUCCAGAUUCGACUGUUUCUAGUUGGGAGAUAUCUUUCUCUACCUCAAUUGUUACAUUUGGGAUAUGGAUGAAGCAGUGAUCAAUUCUUUUGUUUAAGUACCCACAGACUCCAUGUUCUUUCAAUAGCAGCAUGUCUAGAGCCAUUCUAUUUUGGAGCGUCAUAUGGGAAGUAGCCUGCAAUUGUAGGUUCAGGUCUGUGAACCCUUUUCUAGUUGCUAAUGCCAAUCUCUCUGUUUGUCCCAGUAACUUAAACAACAUUUCUCUAUUUCUAUAUGUGGCUAUUGGUGCAAAUAAAGAUUCUAAUGCCCAUCCAAA
Haemorhous mexicanus (house finch) is the source of this 2051-nucleotide messenger RNA. RefSeq names its product pancreatic progenitor cell differentiation and proliferation factor like (gene PPDPFL). The record is from RefSeq and is a predicted model, not a curated record. The transcript is spliced from 4 exons. The coding region runs from base 206 to 463 and encodes 85 amino acids. Gene Ontology annotation, biological process: cell differentiation; multicellular organism development. NCBI's taxonomy places the organism in Eukaryota, Metazoa, Chordata, Aves, Passeriformes, Fringillidae.